AUGGGGCUCUUACUCGCCAUCGUCUUUCUUUCAAACAUCAUCUUAGCCGUCGACGGGCAAAUUUGUUUCUGUGGAAACUGCCAGCCAGGAUUCCUGAACAUAGGAGGCAUAUGCUACCAAUUUGUUACCACUCCGAAGCCGUGGAGCGACGCUUCGAAACACUGCCACAGCAUGGGAGCCAACCUCGUCUCCAUAGACAACACCUUUGAUUCCUUUAACUUGUUCGAGGCCGUCUCCCUUCUGAAAGAUGCAACCAAUUGCAAGAAGCAGAGAAAUAAUAUUGAAUUCUGGUCAGCCGGUUUCAUAACAAAAAUCGAUGGUCCAAUAAACCCAAAAGCAUUCAGCUGGAAAGUUUCUGGAGCGUUCUCGGUUUACGAUAAGGUCAAAUCAACAAUCCAACACUUCGACCCUAGUUCAUCUUGCCUCUGCGACGGACUGACCUACAUUACCUACCCGAUUCUUGAUGUUUCUAUAGAAUGGUUUACCGGUUUUCCGGUAAACACUGCGACCAAUACAGCUUUAGUUCUGAGCGCGAUGAAUAGAACAAUGAAGAUCCUCAAUGAUAAUCCUACAACCCCAUUCUGUUACAUCUGCGAGAAGAAUGUUGUGCCACGUUAA
Helobdella robusta is the source of this 618-nucleotide messenger RNA. RefSeq lists its product as hypothetical. The record is from RefSeq and is a predicted model, not a curated record. The transcript is spliced from 5 exons. Lineage: Eukaryota; Metazoa; Annelida; Clitellata; Rhynchobdellida; Glossiphoniidae. The coding region runs from base 1 to 618 and encodes 205 amino acids.